AAUACACACAAUUUUUACCACCCACGAUCUCGUCGAGUUUAUACUCUGACAACAGUACGAGAAUCUGACAAUAGUAUACUGCGCUGUCCCCACGUGGCACUGUGCCUCGUCUCCAUACCGAGGAGCCGGCUUGGCUGAGACUAGACCUGUGCGGGUUCAGCAAUCACCAGGACGCACGCCUUACUAUCUGAGAAUUGUCGCAGCAGAGAUAGACCAUGUUACGCAGCGGAUUGCUCCGGAUGCUUCGUCUGGCUGCUAAAGCGCUGAGCGGGCUGAGCAACGCUUCGGUUGCUCCGGGUAAUGGCUUGAGCUUGGCAGGGGAAUUUAACCACACCUUACUUAAUACGGUCUAUCUACCAAGAUCGACCAGCUUUUAAUAACGGUUAGAUGGUAUAUGUCGUAAUUUAUUCAACGAUGACAUUCCGCGUUAUCAGAAAGGCAUCUCGGUUAUGCCUUCUCCUACUUAUGCUAGGUACUAAAGCACUUUCCCCGAGAACUCUAUCAUCUCAACUUCUUCAUCAAACCAAGACUAUGAGCACCAACUCGCCCCAACUGAACAGCUUCCCUACACAGUCAGACCUCAUCAAGAGAGUGGCCUGCAUUCGGUGCCGUACGCAAAAGCUCAAAUGCCUCAAAUCGACACAUUCAGCGGUUACAAGCAGGUGUGAUCGUUGCAGAAAAGCAGAUGUUGAAUGUACCUACGUUCCAUCCAAGCCAAUGGGCCGGCCAAGGACGUCUCGAUCUCGACAGACAAACCCAAUCAUUCAUAGCCCAGGAUUGCAAUCCGACACAACGACCGCAUCACAGCAAAGCGAGCAAACUCAUGAAAGAUUCGAUCUCAAUACGCUGGUAGGAGAUGCGGAUCUAGCGCUGGAUGCGCAGAAUACGAACAUGUUCUUCGACCAAAUAAUAUCGUAUGACCAAAGCGACGCAUCGACGAGCCAAAAUCUCGUAUUCACUGCCAACGAGAUGGAAUUUUUGACGCCGUGCUCAAGUCAAGGUAGCCUGUCUUUCUCCAACAGCUUCGACAUGUCCACGGCCAAUGUACCAAUCGAAGACGAAGCUGCAGGGGACCGCGGAGGAACAGCAACCGAUGCAUGUGCCUCAGACCGGGACUCACGAAGCAGCAUGCAGCACCUAGCAAAAAUCGGACUGGAUCUGCACGUGCAGAUAACCAAGUACCAAAAAGCCGGCGACAGCGCCGUAAUGGCAGACCUAGUCUGUGAUGUACUAUGCAGCUCAACCGACUACUUAAAUCGUCUGCUCUCAUUGGAUUGUACCUUCGUCUCGGGCCAAAGCAGCAAAUACAUGACCGACUGGACCGAUGAGCAACCGGGCCAAGUAUUGCAACUAGACAUGUCGGCCGCAUUCCAGCUUCUAAUUCCCUAUGUGCGACUAGUCCAGCUACACAACAUCCUUUACCGGGCAAUCCUCCGUUGUCUAAGUGGUGGCAGCAGCAGCGGUGGCGGCGGCGGAUCCGGCAUGGCAUCAGCGCGGUCAAAAUUUCCGGUUCUCUCGGUGGGUAACGCCUGCGUCGAUGCCAGCGACACACUCCGCGCUCGACUGCUGCUGCAGAUCAAUAUCGACCUAAUGGCAGAAAUCGAGACGACGCUAGAGCUGCCACAAGAAGCGAGGUUAUGCCGGUCCGAGGGUGAAGGCGGAAUGGGUUCCGUCAUGGGCAUGUCUUUGAACGAGCAGGGCUCGUGCGGUCUCUUGCGGAAGGUUGUGUCGCCUAGACUGCUCAAGACAAUCCUGGACGAACGCAAUCUCGGUGGUGAUGAUGUGCAAUCCAUGCGGGACCGCAUUGCUUAUAUCAAAUGCUUACUUAGAUCUACCCGGCUGCACGCAUAAAACGUAUUCGGGACACUUAUUAGGUUUUGCUAGCAGACGUUUCUUCUUUUAGAGUUCAGACGCCAGCUAGCACCCUAAACUAUACAUCUGUUUGCAUUUUGUUUAGACAGUAGCCAGCCUUCUGUUGCGAUCCAUAGAACACAAGAAGGAUUUAGCCAACUGGUUGCAUGUAGCACAGUACCUCACAGGAAUUACUAGUUAGCGAUUGUAACGGUUGGGAGGAGAAGCAGAUCACGUGUUGUUGGCGGCGGUCUGGUGCUGCUUCCUCAUGUUGUUGAGCACCUCUUACCUCAG
Molecule: messenger RNA, 2145 nt
Organism: Didymella exigua CBS 183.55
Lineage: Eukaryota; Fungi; Ascomycota; Dothideomycetes; Pleosporales; Didymellaceae
Exons: 2
Coding region: 415-1851 (478 amino acids)
Biological process (GO): regulation of DNA-templated transcription
Molecular function (GO): zinc ion binding; DNA-binding transcription factor activity, RNA polymerase II-specific
Source: RefSeq, a predicted model, not a curated record